Messenger RNA from Exophiala aquamarina CBS 119918, 909 nucleotides. RefSeq lists its product as uncharacterized. Lineage: Eukaryota; Fungi; Ascomycota; Eurotiomycetes; Chaetothyriales; Herpotrichiellaceae. Gene Ontology annotation, molecular function: acetylpyruvate hydrolase activity. The coding region runs from base 1 to 909 and encodes 302 amino acids. The transcript is spliced from 3 exons. The record is from RefSeq and is a predicted model, not a curated record.
AUGACGAUUGAUGCUUUUGUUCGAUUCACCACUCCGAGUGGAAACAUCCAUUACGGCUCUGUGACCCUUCAGCAGCUCACAACUCCUCUCCAGGGGCAGUAUGUGACUGUAUUGAGUGGAACCCCUCUGGCUGGCUUUCAAGAUUCCGAAGAGAAGCAGCAGGUAGACAAGGUUCGUCAUGGUAGUCUCGGCAGAGACACUGUUGUACUGGGGGACGUCCUCAGUCCGAUAGAAUCGACACCUCUGAUCAUCUGCAUCGGGUUGAAUUACAAAAGACAUGCCGAGGAAGGCAAGAAUACGAUUCCAGAUUAUCCAGUGGUAUUUACAAAGCCACCCGAUGCUCUCGCUGGUCCUUACGACACCAUCCCAGUGCACCCUAGCGCUCAGAGCUUGCUUGACUACGAAGGCGAGUUGACCGUCAUCAUUGGUCGUGACGCUAAAAACGUGUCUGCGACCGAGGCUCUCUCUUAUGUCCUUGGCUAUUCCAGCGGCAACGACGUGAGCGCACGAAACUUUCAGAUCAAAAGUGCCAGCGGAGGACAGUUUUGCUAUGCAAAAUCCUUUGACCGCUUUGCGCCCAUCGGACCCGUAGUCGUGUUGGCUCACAAAGUGCCGAAUCCCCAAGACUUGCAACUCUGGACCAAAAUCAACGGCCAACUCAGACAGCAGACAAAUACAGACGACAUGAUUUGGACCGUGGCUCAGAUAAUUGAACACCUGAGUCGAGGGACUACACUGAGACGCGGCACGGUGAUCAUGACAGGCACACCCAGUGGCGUGGGGUGUUUCAUGGAGCCGAGAGGACUCAUCCACAACGGAGAUGUAAUCGAAGUUGGAAUUGACGGACUGGGUUCGCUAGCAAAUAGGUUCAAUUUCGAGGAAAGUCGGAUACCUUCGGGCAACCUUUGA